This is a messenger RNA of Condylostylus longicornis, 705 nucleotides long. RefSeq names its product nucleoplasmin-like protein. The transcript is spliced from 5 exons. The record is from RefSeq and is a predicted model, not a curated record. The coding region runs from base 165 to 593 and encodes 142 amino acids. Gene Ontology annotation, cellular component: cytoplasm; nucleoplasm; nucleolus. Lineage: Eukaryota; Metazoa; Arthropoda; Insecta; Diptera; Dolichopodidae. Gene Ontology annotation, molecular function: chromatin binding; histone binding; RNA binding. Gene Ontology annotation, biological process: chromatin remodeling.
AUUGUAUGGAACUAUUACUACUCUUUAUCUCCUUUUUAGAUCUUUGUGGUGAUAUUGAAGUUUUUUAAAAAGGAUUUGGUUAAUUUUUUAAUAAAUAAAUACACGCGGUGUACAUUAAAAUUUUAAUCCGGUACUUUUUGUAAAAUACGUUUUCUAAAAAAAAUAUGGGGGAUACAGAAACUUUCUAUGCCGUAACAUUGAGUGAAACUGAUUCUGUAGCACAAUUUGAAUUGCAGAAUGAAGAUGAAGUGGUGCUUGAGAAACUCAUUAUUAGACAAAUUGUCUUAGGAGCAGAAGCGGCGGAAGGUGAAUUUAAUGUAGUUCAAGUUGAAAAAGACGAUCUAAAAAUUCCAAUUGCUGUUCUUAAGGCCGGGGAAACUAGGAUCUUAAAACCAAAUUUAGAAUUUCCAAAUUCGUCCGUUACGUUUAAAUUGAUUCAAGGAAAAGGCCCAGUUUAUAUGCAUGGACAGCAUGUUGUAAGCGAAGCUGAUGUUGUGGAUGGUCAAGGCUUGUAUGAAGAAGAGGAGGAAGGUGAUAUGGAUGAAGAAGAACAAGGAGUUCAAACAAAUGGAAAAGAUUCAAAAAGAAAAUAAAAUAAAAAAAAACAUUUGUACUAUAAGCAGCUUUGUAAACUCAAAAUUAAUCAGAUAUGUAUGUGAAAAAGUGAAAUAUGUAUUAUUUUUUCAAUCAUAAAUCAAAAACAAA